GCGCGGCGGGGACUGGCGGAGCCUCGCGGAGCCCCGGGCGCGAGCGCGAGAGGACGGGGACGGCGGGGGAGGGGUGGGCGGAGAGGAAGGGAGUGGCUGCGAGCCGGGCUGCGGCAGCUCAGCGCUCCUCACCCGCGGCCGCCUCCCUCCUCGCCGGGGGGAAGAUGCCCUUAACCCGAGGGUGUGAAGAAGGGGGACCGGUCGCCGCCAGAACCGCCCGCGCCGCCGCCGUGCGUGUCCUCUGAAGCCAGAGAAGCGCCCCCCUCACCCGGGCGUCGGGAGCGUCGGCGGGCGAGACGGGGCUGUGCGCCCGGCGGGGCCCAGGCCGCCAGGCGAGCGACCACCGACAUGGAGCGGGCUCGGGCGGCCGAGUAGCCGGGGGGGCCGGUGCCGCCCGCAGCCCGCACGGCUCGUCAGGCCCCGGGGAGACGCGGGGAGAGAAAUGAAGAGUUUCCCUCGGAAUCCUUUGCAAAUAGGACUGACUGGAUAAGCCUUAAAGAGCAGCACCGCGGGAGGAGAAAGGAAAAGCCGACUCCGGGCUCGACUUGGCGUGCUCCGAGCCGAGGGGCGGCUUCAGGGACCUCGCCCCCUCCCUGGCCCUCGGGAGAAAUCGCCGCUGAUGCAUUAUCCAAGUGGUGGUUGGGAGGAUUUGCAGCAGAAUUUUUGGUUUUCCCUCCCCCCCCUUACGUACAUUCUGUUUUUUUCCUUCCUUCUCCCCCCCCCCCCCCCAUGUUCUUUCUUCCUGGGAAGUGAAUUGCUGAUGCAAAUCGGACUUAAUUCAUUAAUGAUGCAACUGGAUUCAUUUCAGGAUUAUGUUGCACGGGUUGAAUUUUGAAUGAAGGAGGUUUUUUUCUGUUUUUUUUUUUUUUAAGGACUCUUUAGUUCGCUGUACUUUUAAUUAUUUUAUUUAAGCAUACCACUUAAUUGUAUUAUUCUCUUGAAAAUGUGUUAAGUAUAUAUUUUAUGAAACUUUCCCGCAACAUAGAUGUAUAUGUGCGAAAUUCAAGACGCUUCAGUUAAGUGAGGUUCCUAGUGUGUUGGGUGUUUAAUUCAACACCGACAUUGCGUGACAGUUUAAAUAACAAGUGGUUUAUUUUGAAAACCACACCUUGAUCAAACUUAGGUCUAAGUAAUUAGAUUGAAAAAUCGUAAUCAUAAUUUAAAGGAAGGCCGGCAGCAAUUGGAGCAACCAUGUCUGGAGAAGUGCGUUUGAGACAGUUGGAACAGUUUAUUCUGGAUGGGCCCGCUCAGACCAAUGGGCAGUGUUUCAGCGUGGAAACGUUACUGGAUAUACUCAUCUGCCUUUAUGAUGAAUGCAAUAAUUCUCCAUUGAGAAGAGAGAAGAACAUUCUUGAAUACCUAGAAUGGGCUAAACCAUUUACUUCUAAAGUGAAACAGAUGCGAUUACAUAGAGAAGACUUUGAAAUACUAAAGGUGAUUGGUCGAGGAGCUUUUGGAGAGGUUGCUGUAGUGAAACUAAAAAAUGCAGAGAAGGUAUUUGCCAUGAAAAUAUUGAAUAAAUGGGAAAUGCUGAAAAGAGCUGAGACAGCAUGUUUUCGUGAAGAAAGGGAUGUUUUAGUGAAUGGAGACAAUAAAUGGAUUACAACAUUGCACUAUGCUUUCCAGGAUGACAAUAAUUUAUACUUGGUUAUGGAUUAUUAUGUUGGUGGAGAUUUGCUUACACUGCUCAGCAAAUUUGAAGAUAGAUUGCCUGAAGAUAUGGCUCGAUUUUACUUGGCUGAGAUGGUGAUAGCAAUUGAUUCUGUUCAUCAACUGCAUUAUGUACAUAGAGACAUCAAACCUGACAAUAUAUUGAUGGAUAUGAAUGGACAUAUUCGGUUAGCAGAUUUUGGUUCUUGUCUCAAGCUGAUGGAAGAUGGAACGGUUCAGUCCUCAGUGGCUGUUGGAACUCCAGAUUAUAUCUCUCCUGAAAUCCUGCAAGCUAUGGAAGAUGGAAAGGGCAGAUAUGGGCCUGAGUGUGACUGGUGGUCUUUGGGAGUCUGUAUGUAUGAAAUGCUUUAUGGAGAAACACCAUUUUAUGCAGAAUCUCUGGUGGAGACAUAUGGAAAAAUCAUGAAUCACAAAGAAAGGUUUCAGUUUCCACCCCAAGUGACUGAUGUGUCUGAAAAUGCUAAGGAUCUUAUUCGAAGACUCAUUUGUAGCAGAGAACAUCGACUUGGUCAAAAUGGAAUAGAAGACUUCAAAAAACACCCAUUUUUUAGUGGAAUUGAUUGGGAUAAUAUUAGAAAUUGUGAAGCUCCCUAUAUUCCAGAAGUUAGUAGUCCAACAGAUACAUCCAAUUUUGAUGUGGAUGAUGACUGUUUAAAGAAUUCUGAAACGAUGCCCCCACCAACACAUACUGCAUUUUCUGGCCACCACCUGCCAUUUGUUGGUUUUACAUAUACUAGUAGUUGUGUUCUUUCUGAUCGGAGCUGUUUAAGAGUUACAGCUGGUCCCGCAUCACUAGAUCUUGAUGUUAAUCUUCAGAGAACUUUAGACAACAAUUUAGCUACUGAAGCUUAUGAAAGAAGAAUUAAACGACUUGAACAGGAAAAACUUGAACUAAGUAGAAAGCUUCAAGAGUCAACACAGACAGUUCAAGCACUACAACAUUCAACUGGUGAUGGUCCAUUAACAGCAAGCAAAGAUCUAGAAAUAAGAAACCUAAAAGAAGAAAUUGAAAAACUAAGAAAACAAGUAAGAGAAUCAAGUCACUUGGAACAGCAACUUGAAGAAGCUAAUUCUGUGAGGCAAGAACUAGAUGAUGCGUUUAGACAAAUCAAAGCUUAUGAAAAACAAAUCAAAACAUUACAGCAAGAAAAAGAAGACCUAAAUAAGGAACUAGUCCAGGCUAGUGAGCGAUUAAAAAACCAGUCCAAAGAGCUGAAAGACGCACACUGUCAGAGGAAACUGGCCAUGCAGGAAUUCAUGGAGAUCAAUGAGCGACUAACAGAAUUGCACACCCAAAAACAGAAACUUGCUCGCCAUGUCCGAGAUAAGGAAGAAGAGGUGGACCUGGUGAUGCAAAAAGUUGAAAGCUUAAGGCAAGAACUGCGCAGAACAGAAAGAGCCAAAAAAGAGCUGGAAGUUCAUACAGAAGCUGUAGCUGCUGAAGCAUCUAAAGACAGGAAACUGCGUGAACAGAGUGAGCACUAUUCUAAGCAACUAGAAAAUGAAUUGGAGGGACUGAAGCAAAAACAAAUUAGUUACUCACCAGGAGUAUGCAGUAUUGAACAUCAGCAAGAGAUAACCAAACUAAAAACUGAUUUGGAAAAGAAAAGUAUCUUUUAUGAAGAAGAAUUAUCUAAAAGGGAAGGAAUACAUGCAAAUGAAAUUAAAAAUCUGAAAAAAGAGCUGCAUGAUUCAGAAGGUCAGCAACUUGCUCUCAACAAAGAAAUUUUGAUUUUGAAAGACAAAUUGGAAAAAAACAGGAGAGAGAGUCAAAAUGAGAGGGAAGAAUUUGAAAAUGAGUUCAAACAACAAUAUGAACGAGAAAAAGUGUUAUUAACUGAAGAAAAUAAAAAACUGACAAAUGACCUUGAUAAGCUUACCACUUUGUAUGAGAACUUAAGUAUUCACAACCAACAAUUAGAAGAAGAGAUUAAAGAUCUUGCAGAUAAGAAAGAAUCAGUUGCACAUUGGGAAGCUCAAAUCACAGAAAUAAUUCAGUGGGUCAGUGAUGAAAAAGAUGCACGAGGAUAUCUUCAGGCUUUGGCUUCUAAAAUGACUGAAGAAUUAGAAGCAUUAAGAAAUUCCAGCCUGGGCACUCGAGCAACAGAUAUGCCAUGGAAAAUGCGUCGCUUUGCAAAACUAGAUAUGUCAGCAAGACUAGAGUUGCAGUCAGCUUUGGAUGCAGAAAUAAGAGCUAAACAGGCCAUCCAAGAAGAGCUGAAUAAAGUUAAAGCUUCUAAUAUUCUAACAGAAUGUAAACUAAAAGAAUCAGAGAAGAAGAAUUUGGAACUACUUUCAGAAAUAGAACAACUGAUAAAGGACACUGAAGAACUUAGAUCUGAAAAGGGUAUAGAGCACCAAGACUCACAGCAUUCUUUCUUGGCAUUUUUGAAUACGCCUACCGAUGCUCUGGAUCAAUUUGAAGAUUCCUUUUCUUCUUCCUCAUCUUCACUGAUUGAUUUUUUGGAUGACCGCUCUCCGUCCUGUACUCCAGCUAGCAAAGGCAGACGUACUGAUCCCGUUGAGAACACACAUGUACGGAAUCCGAGCGUCAAGUUUUACAUCCAGUCAAGGUCCACCUCUCCUUCCACAUCUAGUGAAGCUGAGCCAGUGAAGAAUGCAGAUGGUACUCCUCUUCCAGUUCACACACCAACCUUAAAGAAAAAAGGAUGCUCUGGUUCAACUGGCUUGCCACCUAAGCGCAAGACUCACCAGUUUUUUGUCAAAUCUUUUACUACUCCUACAAAAUGUCAUCAGUGUACUUCUCUGAUGGUGGGUUUGAUAAGGCAGGGAUGUGCCUGUGAAGUGUGUGGAUUCUCAUGUCAUAUAACCUGUGUAAACAAAGCUCCUACAACUUGUCCAGUCCCUCCUGAGCAGACAAAAGGUCCUCUGGGUAUAGAUCCACAGAAAGGGAUAGGAACAGCAUAUGAAGGUCAUGUCAGGAUCCCUAAACCAGCUGGAGUGAAGAAAGGAUGGCAAAGAGCUUUGGCUGUAGUCUGUGAUUUCAAACUCUUUCUGUAUGAAAUUGCUGAAGGAAAGACCUCUCAGCCCAGUGUUAUAGUCAGCCAAGUGAUCGACAUGAGAGAUGAAGAAUUUUCUGUGAAUUCAGUUUUGGCUUCUGAUGUUAUUCACGCAGGUCGAAAAGAUAUCCCAUGUAUAUUUAGAGUCACAGCUUCCCAGCUCUCAGCAUCCAAUAACAAAUGUUCAAUCCUGAUGCUGGCAGAUAGUGAGAAUGAGAAAAAUAAGUGGGUGGGAGUGCUGAGUGAAUUGCACAAGAUCUUGAAGAAAAACAAAUUCAGAGAUCGUACGGUCUAUGUUCCCAAAGAAGCUUAUGACAGCACUCUACCCCUCAUUAAAACAACCCAGGCAGCUGCAAUCAUCGAUCAUGAAAGGAUAGCUUUGGGAAAUGAAGAAGGGUUAUUUGUUGUGCAUGUCACCAAAGAUGAAAUUAUUAGAGUUGGUGACAAUAAGAAGAUUCAUCAGAUUGAACUCAUUCCAAGUGAUCAGCUUUUUGCUGUGAUCUCAGGACGAAAUCGUCACGUACGACUUUUUCCUAUGUCAGCUUUGGAUGGGAGAGAGACUGAUUUUUACAAGCUGGCAGAAACUAAAGGGUGUCAAACUAUAACUUCUGGAAAACUGCAUCAUGGAGCACUCACUUGCCUAUGUGUGGCCAUGAAAAGACAGGUCCUCUGUUAUGAACUACUCCAGAGCAAGACCCGUCACAGAAAAUUUAAGGAAAUUCAAGUCCCAUAUAAUGUCCAAUGGAUGGCAAUCUUCAGUGAACAACUCUGUGUGGGAUUCCAGUCAGGAUUUCUAAGGUACCCCUUGAAUGGAGAAGGAAGUCCAUAUAGUAUGCUCCAUUCAAAUGACCACACACUGUCAUUUAUUGCACAUCAGCCAAUGGAUGCCAUCUGCGCAGUUGAGAUCUCCAGUAAAGAAUACCUGCUGUGUUUUAACAGCAUUGGGAUCUACACCGACUGCCAGGGCCGGAGAUCCAGACAACAGGAACUGAUGUGGCCAGCAAAUCCUUCUUCUUGUUGUUACAAUGCACCCUAUCUCUCAGUGUAUAGUGAAAAUGCAGUUGAUGUCUUUGAUGUGAACUCCAUGGAAUGGAUUCAGACUCUCCCUCUCAAAAAGGUUCGGCCCUUAAACAGUGAAGGAUCAUUAAAUCUUUUGGGAUUGGAGACAAUUAGAUUAAUAUACUUCAAAAAUAAGAUGGCAGAAGGAGAUGAACUGGUAGUUCCUGAAACUUCAGAUAACAGUCGGAAACAAAUGGUUAGAAAUAUUAACAAUAAGCGGCGUUAUUCCUUCAGAGUUCCAGAAGAGGAAAGAAUGCAACAGAGGAGAGAGAUGCUGCGAGAUCCAGAAAUGAGAAAUAAAUUAAUUUCUAACCCAACUAAUUUUAACCAUAUAGCACACAUGGGUCCAGGAGAUGGAAUACAGAUCCUAAAAGACCUGCCCAUGCCAGGUUUCCCUUAUCCAUCCCCUCAUCAUCACUCCGGUCUGAUCUCCUCUCCGAUCAACUUUGAACACAUCUAUCACAUGACUGUUAAUUCCGCUGAAAAAUUUCUCUCUCCUGAUUCCAUAAACCCCGAAUGUUCCCCGUCUCUACGCUCUGUCCCCGGUACACCAAGCUUUAUGACUCUGAGGAAUCCUCGGCCUCAGGAAAGCAGAGCCGUGUUCAGCGGCUCGGUCAGUAUUCCAUCUAUCACCAAAUCCCGCCCUGAACCCGGCCGCUCCAUGAGCGCCAGCAGUGGCCUGUCAGCAAGGUCUUCAGCACAGAACGGCAGCGCAUUGAAGAGGGAGUUCUCGGGCGGAAGUUACAAUGCCAAGCGGCAGCCCCUGCCCUCCCCCUCAGAGGGCUCCUUGUCUUCUGGGGGCAUGGAUCAAGGGAGCGAUGCCCCUGCGCGGGACUACGAUGGGGAGGAUUCUGAUUCUCCAAGGCAUUCCACCGCUUCCAACAGUUCCAACUUGAGCAGCCCGCCCAGCCCUGUGUCACCCCGGAAGACCAAGAGCCUCUCUCUGGAGAGCGCUGAACGCAGUAGCUGGGACCCCUGACUGCCUCAGCACUCACAGGAUGCCAGAGUGGCUUCCUCGCCCUCGCUCCCUCCUCCCCUGCUUCAUCUUUCCCGCAGCAGCCCCAGUAGCUGGGUGGGGAUUCAGGACUUCUGAACACAGACCCUGGACUCAAUAGCAGCCACUAUUCAUAGACAGACUUUCAUUAAAAGCACCUUAGAUUAAUACUGAUUUCAUUUUGCACACCUAGAGUUGCUUUCUGUACCCUUUCACCCUUCACUCACAAGUAGACAGAUUCCCCCAAAUGUAAGUGAUAAGGAUAAGGUUAGACACUUUGUUUUCACAGUAGAGUCACAUUAUAGUCCCCUCAUAGCACCGCUCCCCUGUCCGCCUUGGAAAGGCGCGCUAAGCCCUCACUCAGCACCCACAGUGAAUGUCGACCCAAUCGUUGCCAGUAAGUCCUUAUUAAUUAAAACUGCAUAUUUUACUACAAUACAGAGUUUACGUAAAUACACAAAUGUAGAGGUAAAAUACUGAAUGUAUAUAGUAAAAAGAAGCAUCUUGUAUUCAACAAAAAAAUGGAUGCAUAUAUGAGAGAGAUCAUUUAAUUUAAGAAAUGUGUUGUUUCUUGUUUGUUCUCCAGCUAAGUAAUUAAGAGUAGAAAGCCCUCCCACUGAUGGUUUUGGAGGGAGAGCAGGAGAAAUCAGAGUUCCCUUUAGUGCUGCGUCCUCACAUGGGCUCCAGGUCUCAGUGGACGGACCUUUAGGAAACGCACAGGGGCAGGAGCAGAGCACCAGACUUUGCACGUUUGAAGCCUCUUUGGCAUCACUAGAAGGCAAACUCCUGUCCCAGACGUUUCUUUUUCUAGUAGUAGAAUAUGGACCACUCUUUCCUUUUUUUUUUUUUUUUUUAGUACUUUGGUAUCACACUCUCUUCCUUCCAUCUGUGAGAACAUAGGAAGGACACAGUUUCCGAAGGGCAAUGGACAGGCUCUGGAAAAAAAAAAAAAUUCUGCGCCGAUCCUGCCCCUCCCUGAAUUUUAGCCAGGUGUUCAGAAAAGAGCCUGCUUUGAGGGUGGGUACAAGCUUCCUCAGAUAAUCCUGGACAAGGACUUUAGUACCAAAUAGCAUAAGCCCAUGAAUGCAAGAAGUGAGAGCCCCGCACCUGCCCGCCAGGGGCAGCCCGGCCUGGCAGUUCCACCUGCUUCCUCUGUUGUGUUAGUUGCAGUACCAUUUGUGUUCCCACAAGUUUUAGUCAACACCAGGCCUGAGGUACACAAUGGGAAGAACCUUAUUUCUCCGAAGUCACUUCACCAGUUAAGCGCAUGAGUUGAGAGAGGAGGUAGGAAUAAAACAUUAAAUGGAAGUAAAGAGAACCUUCCUCUCUAACUUUUACCUAAGUUUCUCUGAGAAGUAGAAAGCAUCUUCUUUCUCUCUGAGCACUGUCUCUUUCUGAUCUGCUGCCGCACUCUGCUCUUGGAUGUGGAGGGGCCUGCCUGUUGGGGAGCUGGCACCCCCAUCCUGUCUCUCUGGAGAAGGGCUACAGGUUGGGCAAGGUCAGAAGGCAGGACAGGUGUGAAAUAACCCACAGAUCUUACCAUGCCUGUUUCCACACUUGGACUCUGACUGCUUAGACCUGACCAUGGUUUCUUUUAGAUGGGCUUGAAGUACUGCAUAGUUUUCAAGUAAAUCUUUUUGCUUUGGGAAGUUUCAUGUAAAACUUCACUUGUGCAUCCAGAGACCUUGAAUCAGUCUUGACUCCAGUUACUACCCUGGCAGCUCCUGAGCUUUCAGGAGAGGUGGAAGCAAGGAGAGGGAAAUGGCUUUCUGGAAGCAGAUGCUGAGCCCCUGUGGCUACCACCCCUCUUCCCAAGACUCCUCUCUCCUCCUCUCGGAUGCCUCCACCCUUUCCUCCUUCCCUAUUCAUCCUGGGCCAGAGGCAAAUUCACAGGACUCUACAGCCAGCCAUUAGCUUAUAGCUUUCACAAUCAAGUGUGAGUUUCUGUUGCUGUGGGUGCUUGCUUGUUCAAGGUUGAAGCAGGGAUAACUGCAUCCAGGCUCUGCUACCCUAGAAGCAAGCAAGAACACUAGGGCUCCUACUGGUCCCUGUUCCUGCUGCCCCACAGGCAGAUGGCUUUUCCACCUGCCUCUGCCAGUCACAGGAUGAGUUGUCACAAAAAGCAGCCCCAAACAGGGUUUGGUUGGCAAGGUGGACAGGGAUGUGGAGGGGGGCGGGGGGAAGAGGGGCACUGCCAGCAUAAUAGUUUGGGAGGCAAUUUUCCUAAGAUAAUUAUUGCCUCUGGGCUCCCCACUAUUAAGUAUGAGCCUGUUACCUUCAAAAGCUCUGGGAAAAUGGCAGGAUGAAGACUGGACUUUGGAGUAACCGCACAGAGACCCAAGGGAGGAGUAACAACUUACUGAAAUCGGUGGUUUGUGCUCUCUGGGGUCCGCCUUUGCUUUCAUGCGGGACAUGUUGGGCCAUGGAGGUAGGAACUUAUUUCUCAGCAGAAAGAAAACAUCAGUGAAGAUACAUUUCGGGCAUAGCCUGUAUGUGUUGGUAUUUGGUGCUAUCUAUGUCCAGCCAAUUUGUUGUCUACUCUUGAAUUACAGAUUACUCUUUAUGUGCUUUGGGUAUAUAAAGUUACAUAUAUGUACACACACACACAAAUACACAAAUGCGUAUGCAUUUGUAUUUCUUUUUGCCAAAAACAAAAGCCUUCCUCCUUGUCAAAUGAUUACUCAAGCCCAUUUCACUUCUUUAGCCAAGUGUGUAGGUGCGUGCACGUGUACAUAUACACGUCACUGCAGUUAGUGAUUUAUGCUUUUUACCGGGGAGUAGGUUUUGAAAUCAAUUUAAAAGGGCCCUUCUAGUUGGUUUCCCAAGCAGUUGUCUGCUCAGCCUUCAGGAAAGUAUUUGAGGCUCCUGUUCUCCUUGUAACACCAACCUGACAUUUCCGCUGCUCUCAGCCUCUGCCUUCCCGAGUUUAAAAUCUGUCAUCAGUGACUGGGGCCACAGCUACUGCUGUGAAAGGCCAGUUGCAUUUCUAUAAGCUCAGAUUUUAUUAAAGAGAAGCUAGGGCAGGGGUGGCCAAAUGCCCCUCACCCCUCAGGACCAGUUCCUGGCCUUUGGCAAUUCUCCCUGUUUGUAGGGGCCGUGGGAAGCUCACCUCCAAUUCCUGGAUAUGGGUGCUCUGUGCAGCCAGGCUUGCAUGCUGCAGAAGGCAGUCCGGUGCCUCACUCACUGCUCUUCAUGGCCUGGCCUAGAAUUCCAUACAUGGCUGACCCUUCAGAGCCCACCUCGGAGCCUUUUACCUUGCCCUGACUUGACUCCUUACUCAAGUUUCUUGCAGCUCUGCUAGAUAAGAGGGCCUUGCUUCAGCUGGAGCUGUCUCCACUCCCAUCCCUGGUCACAGGCCAGGCUCUUCUCUUCCUUCCCUGGGGAUAGCCAUCAGACACACGCUUGCACACACACACAACACAUGCAUUUCAUUCAGGGGGAAAUUGACUUAAAGCAACCUUGAACUUUAAUUUAAAAAAAAAUACUAAGUGACCUGCCUUUUUAUUUGGUAGUGUAUGUAAUAUCAUUUUGCAAUUACAUUUUUUUAGGGUUUUUUCUCAUUGUAAUAUUAUUGUACAGUUUUGCAUGGCCUAGGUGUAAUCUUUUUUUCCUGUUUAGAAUAUAAUUCUCACAAAUACAUGUGUAUGGAAGGGGAAAAGAUAGUGCUUUGGCCUUUUAUCACUCUUUAUUUCACUUUGGUUUAUGCCCUCAAUGUCUUGGGGACCUUCAUUAGGAGAUCCUCUGCUACCAAACAACAGUGGGGAUUCUUUUGCACAGAAUUUAUUUAAGGUGGGAUCAUCAGAAAUAUAAAAGAAGAUUCUUCACUGGUAUUUUAUGUUGGUAUCACUUAAUAUUAACCAGACUUUGAUGUAUUGCAAUAAAACAGGGAACUGUUAAAAUUGA
This is a messenger RNA of Sorex araneus (European shrew), 10647 nucleotides long. It is a transcript of the gene CDC42BPA, whose product is annotated as CDC42 binding protein kinase alpha. Gene Ontology annotation, molecular function: protein serine/threonine kinase activity; ATP binding. Bases 1192 to 6729 code for a protein of 1845 amino acids. Lineage: Eukaryota; Metazoa; Chordata; Mammalia; Eulipotyphla; Soricidae. The transcript has 40 exons. Gene Ontology annotation, cellular component: actomyosin; cytoplasm; cytoskeleton. The record is from RefSeq and is a predicted model, not a curated record. Gene Ontology annotation, biological process: actomyosin structure organization; peptidyl-threonine phosphorylation.